AUGUUAACUAUAAGUCCAGAUUUAGAACGUCGAACAUUUGUUUCAACUAUUGAAAGUCGUCGUUAUCCAAUUUUUGGAGUUCAAUGGCAUCCAGAAAAUAAUGCAUUUGAAUGGCGAGUAAAUACAACAAUACCUCAUACAAAAGAUUCUAUUGAUAUAACGCAAUAUAUGGCAAAUUUUUUAACUAAUCAAACACGUCAAAAUAUGAAUCAUUUCGAUUCAUUAGAAGAUGAAUUAAAAUAUCUUAUAUAUCAAUAUACACCUGAAUUUACUGAUUUAGAUAAAACAUAUUAUCAACAAGUUUAUUAUUUUUAUGAAUGA
Messenger RNA from Rotaria sp. Silwood2, 321 nucleotides. Lineage: Eukaryota; Metazoa; Rotifera; Eurotatoria; Philodinida; Philodinidae. The record is from the annotation of a GenBank genome assembly.